Sceloporus undulatus (fence lizard) is the source of this 4469-nucleotide messenger RNA. RefSeq names its product SERTA domain-containing protein 2-like. Gene Ontology annotation, molecular function: transcription regulator activity. Bases 1479 to 2333 code for a protein of 284 amino acids. Gene Ontology annotation, cellular component: nucleus. The record is from RefSeq and is a predicted model, not a curated record. NCBI's taxonomy places the organism in Eukaryota, Metazoa, Chordata, Lepidosauria, Squamata, Phrynosomatidae. The transcript has 6 exons.
GCACUGGGUCGCGCUUCCUCUUCCUCAGAGGGCAGCUGCCUCAGUCUCUCAGAGGGAGCCUGGACGGCGGAGGUGGAAGUUAGAAGUUGGAGCGCAGCCCGAGGAAGGCAGAGCGGACGGGGGCAAAGGAUAGAAGGAAGGAGGGAACCAACGGAGCUGAGGAGAGGGAAGAAGCGCUUCGGAAGAGUUGCUUCAUUUUACUGAAAAGAAUUACUUUGGCUGUUACCAGAGCUGUGCUUAACCACCUUUUUUUGGAUAAGCUGCCUUUACAUUGGAUCUGGGAUAUUCUGCCCGUUUCAUUUUUAAAGAAUUCUUACAGGUACAUUGCCUUUGGACUGCAGAGCUAAACACCCAACAGCAACCCACAGUCGAGCUGCGUACAUCAAGACAAAACCCCUGACACAGGGUCACGUCCAGAUGAAUGGAGCAGAACAAUCUGUCGCCAAAAGGAGACCCAGUUCUACUAUGACUGCCAAGGAGAGAAGGUGGGAAAAAUGUGGCUCUGGAAGUGUAUGCUGCUCUGCAAGAUGGUUCUUGUGAUUCCUGACCCAUCCAGCCUGUCCAGACCAAAUGAAAAGGUGCAUUGCUUCUCCUGAGAACCUCCAAAAGUAGUAAUUCACCUUUUAUUUAAUUAGCUGGAAUUCCCUGUAGUUUUUAAUAUGUGAAGUUGUUUUUCAGAACUAAAAAUCCAUUUCAAUUCUGGUGGUUUUCCCCCCCCCCCCCCCCCCCAAUUGGAAGAUAUUUUAGUACUCCAGGCAUGUCCUGGGAGGUGUUAGGGGCAGAAAGUGGCCCUUAGACCUGUUUUGAGCUGUCAUGAGAUACUUGGUUGGGUUGUUACAACAGACUAACCAUACCUCUCCUCAGAAAUUGAUAAUUCAUUCUGUGUAUUUUUUAUUUAUUUGUUAUUUAUUUCAAGAAUUUAUAUGUUGCCUUUCUCCCACAAUGGGAUUAAAGGUGGAUACCAGAUAGGAUCAACCAUGUGUGUAAUCCUCAUGUACUGUGAUGUCUCUGAUUUACAGAUUUAUCCCACAAAACUGCUUUCCACAAAGGAACCCCUUAAUUAAUUCUGCAGUGUCUUGUGUGGCAAAUCAUUUAAAUGAAGAAAAUCUUGAUGAAACUGCCUUAAUUUGGUGUGACAUGAGUAUUGUGAGGACUAUGUUUUUUAUUAUUGGUUUCCUAAAGGGCCAUCUGUGUGUUAUGUUUGCCAAUACUAUCUCUUCAUCAGCUGCUUGGUUUGGUCCCCAACAUUUUUCCAUGGUUAUUUAGAGAAGAGUUUGAGGAUCUCCUACAUGUAUUGUUUUUUUUUCCCCUUGAUCAUUUAAAAGAAAUGCACAACAUGAUCCUCAAGAGAACUGGGCAGUAUAUGGAUUCUGUGGAAGCUAUUCUUGAAGGGGAAACUCUUGAGGAACUUGGCUACAGGAACAUGCAUGCUUUGUGGACCGUGGACUGCACAGUCUCAUUAGGCACAAAUAAGGUUCAUGUUGGGGAGAGGUCUGAAACGCAAGCUGAGUGAUUAUGAAGAGAACAUGGCUGGUGUGUCAAGUGCCUUUGAUUCUAGUCGCAAUCUGCCAUAUCCGCUCAAAAGGCAGCUGGUGCUCAAUGUGUGCCUCGCCAAACUACAAACAUACAAGAUGCUGGUGGAACCUAACUUGCACCGCUCUGUCCUUAUAGCCAACACAGUCCGGCAAAUCCAGGAAGAGAUGAGGCAAGAAACUAGUCAGCAGCUUAUUAAUACGUGUGGUGGCCUGAGUACCAGUCCUUCCAGUUACCUGAAUUUGGAUUUGUUGGGCAUGCCUUCUCACUUUUUUCCAGGAAUGAAUCAGCAAGACUCAAAUGGUUAUGAACCACGGCCUCUGGAAGGCCCAGUUGAAAAUAGCUUGCUCAUGGUUUCUGAUAAUGACAUGUCAUCAGCCAUUUCCUCUAUUCUGAAAGAUUUGGACUUCAUGGAGGAUGUGAGUCCACCUAGUUACCUUGCUGGGUCUGGAGAUGAUCAGUUCAAGGCUUUUGAAACUUCAUGUCUGAGGUUAGAAGAUGACAGACAAGACUUGAAAGGUGUGGAAUGUGCAUUUGGAUCCUUUGAAAUUUCAAAUUCAACGAGUUACUUGAAAGACUUGGCUAUUGAUGACAUCUUUGAAGAUAUUGAUACUUCAAUGUAUGAUUCAGACUUUGACUGCCCGGCACUGGCUCCUCCAAGAGUGUUGCCUGUGGCAAGCACGGAAGAGAUCUUGAAAACCUUCCCCUGUUGCAAUUCUUCCUCAGCAAGCAACAUCCCAAUAUGUAGAAGUGAUCUUAGUGAUUUGGACCAUAUCAUGGAGAUUCUUGUAGGAUCAUGACACUUCUUAAAAACCCAAAGGUACCCUGUUCCAUGCUGCCACACAAUGCUGGUCUGAAGAUGAAACCAGAAAACAGGAGGAGACAAAAUGCAAAGUGUUGCACCAAAUAGCAGCUAGAGGCGUUAUCCUUGAGCAGUUCUCCAAAACUCAUAUAAACCAAAAAAAAGUGGCAUGCUGUCUUAUAAAAUGUAGUAUUUAUUAAAUCAGUUGUGCAAUCUUUCUUUUUUAAAAUCCUUCUGGGAUAUAGUGAGGAAUGCCCUUCACAAAAUCCUCUUUAUACCCCAAACUCUUACUUUUUAAAAUGUGCAAUUUUUAAUCUGUCUGAAGAAAUUUGAGUAACAAAAAUUUUCAUAAGAGGGGUAAACAUCUUCUGAAUUCUAAAGAUUCUAUUUUUAAUAUUUAACUAAAUUCUUCAUUGGCAUUCAGUAGAGUUGCAUACCCAAGAUUAGCAUCCCCUUUAAAUACAGAUAUAUAUUAAAAAAUAUUUAAAGGAUUACAGAUCUCUUUUGUUGAAGGAGCCAUGAAAUACUUGGCAGCAAAACCCCUCACGUUUUGUAAAAUAUUUGAAGCUAUUUAUUUUUGUAAAUUUUAUAGUCUUUUUACAUUUUACUAUCUGGGUUUAGAGAUGAAUUUCUAGUUGGAUGUGGCUGGCACUACCUCUAUAAGCAGAAAUGCUUUAACUCUUUCCAGUGCUUUGUCUAACACUGCAGAUCUUUUUGUUUUCUUGGACGGUGUUUCUGGUGGUAUAAACACAAAAUUUGCCAGCAAUAUGGCUUAUUUGUGAAAUUUUAUGAUAUUUAAUUGUAUACAUUUACAAAUGUAAUUUAUAUGUAUAUUGUCCAAUUUUAAAACUGUCAGUAUUAUGUGCAUCAAUUUUGGGUGGUAUGGGUUUUUAAAAAUCUAGUAUUUACUGUACAGUUACAACUAUUUUAACUCUGAAGAGCAUUGUAUCUUUGCAACACAGUUUUAAAUUUUAUGUGCAAUAUAUCACUUGAAUGGAAUAUUUUUGCACAUCCUGUAAAGAAAUGCAUUGAAUCAAAAUGACAAGAAAAAUGCCAGGUAAGAGUAUUUGACAUGGCUAUGUACUAGGCAUACUGGCCACUCAGCCCCCUAAGAGUUGAAUGGAACUUGUCUAAGAGCAUAGCUUUUGCCUUACACAAGUUCUUUCCAUCUGGGAGAAUUUUACCAUAAAUUGUGUGAUUCUCAUGGCUAUUUUUAUUCAUUUUUUUACACGAGGAACUGAGCAAACUUCAAAAUCGCUACACUAUUGGAUUUAGGAAUCUGCCUAGCAGCUGUGCAUUAUAACUUUGUACAAGCUGAUUUUGUCACAACUUAUGCUGGGCAUCAGUGCCUAGCAUAUGAGAAAGUUUGUUGGGAACUUCACGCCCACAAGGGAUCUUCUGCCCUAGCCUAUAUUGGACUGAAUCCUAUUGCUAGUUUCUGUUAAAACAGUCCCAUUCGAUCAGUUGUUGUAUGGUCAGUCAUCAGGUAAAUUCCAUUGAUUUAAGAGGUCUGCUUUACUUGGGACUACCAGUAGGGUCCAGCCUGUUGCAAAGGAUGGUGUUACCAAACUAAUAAGAAAUCAUGGAAAGGGAUAGCAAUAAGUAUUGCACUCUUUCCCCCAAUAAUACACAUUUAUAGUAAGUAAGCCUUCUAUGAAAGAAGAUGAGGUACAUUUUCUCAAUUAAAAUAAAGCAUUUCCAAUGGAAAUUUUUUCGUAUGAACAUAUUUCUGCAGGGGAAAUACAUUCAGCUGUAGCAAGCUUUACCUAGUAGUGCUGGUGUGAUUCCUAUUGAAACCUAGUAGCCUAGCUCUAAUUGGGAGGUGGCUUCUAACUUUGUUUGCCCACAGUACAGAGCCAUGUAGAGUACUGGAUACAGCAAAACUGGGUUGCAUGUUCUGUGACAGCUGAGUGGUUCUGGGUGAACCUGAGCCAUUGCUUUGUUCUAAUAAUAACCAUGCUAGCACCACAGGAGGGGAAUAGUCCUGAGGAGUGUGAGGCAAGUGGUUAUACGGGCAGCGGGGACAGGAGACAUGGGCUGGUAGUAGCACUGUGGAGGGCAUUGUCAAAGGGGUUUAAGCAGCCUGUCUCUGGCAUUGUAGCACUGUAAAGAAAAUGAAGUUCUCCCACUCUCA